Molecule: messenger RNA, 1557 nt
Organism: Aspergillus terreus NIH2624
Lineage: Eukaryota; Fungi; Ascomycota; Eurotiomycetes; Eurotiales; Aspergillaceae
Product: hexadecenal dehydrogenase
Exons: 5
Coding region: 1-1557 (518 amino acids)
Biological process (GO): aldehyde metabolic process
Cellular component (GO): cytoplasm
Molecular function (GO): aldehyde dehydrogenase (NAD+) activity
Source: RefSeq, a predicted model, not a curated record
AUGGGCGCCAUUGAAAUCCCCCCCAUCCAAUUCACUCCCAUUGAGGAGAUCCAGGGUCGCGUGUCCCAGCUUCGCAAGACCUUCUUCGAGCACAAGACCCGCGACAUCGAGUUCCGUCUGGUCCAGCUGCGCAAGCUCUACUGGGCGGUGAAAGAUCGCGAGGCCGAGAUCGCCCGGGCCCUCGCCUUGGACCUGAAUCGGCCCGAGUUCGAGACGGUGAUGGCCGAGAGUGGUUGGAUCGAGAAUGAUAUUGUUUUCGUCACGCGCAACCUGCAUAAAUGGGCCAAGGAUGAAAAGGCGGAGGAUAUUGAUCUCACUUGGAAGUUCAUGAGCCCCAAGAUUCGCAAGGACCCCCUGGGUUGUGUUUUGUUGACCCUCGGCCCUGUCAUUGGUGCCAUUGCGGCCGGUAACACCGUUGUUAUCAAGCCUAGUGAAAACGCCCCCAACAGCGCCGUUGUUAUCCAGCAGAUCGUCGAGGCCUCCCUCGACCCGUCGUGCUACACCGUCAUCCAGGGCGGUAUCCCCGAAACCCAGGCCCUUCUCGCCGAGCGCUGGGAUAAGAUCUUCUUCACCGGCGGCGCCAAUGUCGGUCGCAUCGUCGCCAAGGCGGCCGCGCCGCACCUCACCCCCGUCGUGCUCGAGCUGGGUGGUCUCAACCCGGCCAUUGUCACCAAGAAUGCCAACCCCCGGCUCGUCGCGCGUCGACUCCUCUGGAGCAAGCUGAUGAACGCCGGCCAGAUCUGUACCUCCCAGAACUACAUCCUGGUGGACCGCGCCAUUGUCCCCGCCGUCGUGGAGGAGUUCAAGAAGGCCUACAAGGAGUUCUACCCGAACGGCGCCAAAGCCUCCCCCGACUACUCGCGCAUCAUCAACGAGGGCGCCUUCCAGCGCCUGAAGGGCAUGAUCGACAACUCCAAGGGCAAGAUCCUCAUGGGCGGCACGAUGGAUGAGAAGGAGCGCUUCAUCGAGCCCACCCUCGUCCAGGUCGACUCGACGGACGACUCCAUGCUCGUCCAGGAGAGCUUCGGUCCGCUGAUCCCCAUCCUUCCCGUUGACAACCUCGACGAGGCCGUCAAGAUCGCCAACGGCAUCAUGUCCACGCCCCUCGGAAUCUACCCUUUUGGCACCAAGGCCGAAACAGAAAAGAUCCUGUCCAUGACUCGUUCCGGCGGAGCCGCCGUCAACGACUCCGCCCUCCACAUCCCCACCCUGCCUUUCGGCGGUGUCGGCGAGAGCGGCAACGGUGCCUACCGUGGCCGCGCCAGCUUCGACGUCUUCGUGCACCGUCGCCCCAUCACCACCAGCCCCAGCUGGCUCGAGUCCGCCCUGUCCAUCCGGUACCCGCCCUACGACGGCAAGAUCAACCCCUUCAAGGCGGCCACCACUCUGGCCCCCGACUUCGACCGCAACGGAAAGAAGGUCACCCUCGGCUGGCUGCGGUAUAUCCUCACCCUGGGCGGUGGCUCUGCCAAGGCGGGCGCUGGCAGAGCGACUGUUGUCGCUGCUGUGGCCUACUUAAUCAUGCAGGUCCUCGAGCGACGAGCCUCGAAACUUUAA